CCGGGCAGUGGGUAUUGAUCUAAUGUGAUAUGCACACACCCUCUACCUCCCCUGCCCUCACCCCUACAUCCCCUUCAUAAGCACGUUGGCUGCGCUGUCCCACGUCAAGCCCAGGCCACCCAGCUCCCGAGCCUCUCUGACAAGGGCACCAAAUGGCAGGUGUGUGAGCUCCAUCCUAGUUUUAUGGAAGAGACAGUAGAACAAGCAGGCUCUGAAGCCCCUCCAUGAAUCCUCGGAAGAAGGUGGACCUGAAGCUCAUCAUCAUCGGAGCCCUGGGUGUAGGAAAGACCUCCCUCCUCCACCAGUAUGUGCACAAGACAUUUUACGAGGACUACCAGACCACACUGGGGGCCAGCAUCCUCUCCAAGAUUAUCAUACUGGACGACACGACUUUGAAGCUACAGAUCUGGGACACGGGUGGACAGGAGCGGUUUCGCUCCAUGGUGUCCACAUUCUACAAAGGCUCUGAUGGCUGCAUCCUGGCUUUCGAUGUCACUGACCUAGAGUCCUUUGAAGCCCUGGAUACCUGGCGAGGUGAUGUCCUGGCCAAAACUAUUCCAAUGGAGCCAUCCUACCCCAUGGUGGUGCUGGGAAACAAGAUUGAUCUCGCAGACCGGCAGGUGUCUCAGGAGGUAGCCCAGGGCUGGUGUAAAGAGAAAGAUAUUCCCUACUUUGAAGUCAGUGCCAAGAAUGACAUCAACGUGGUACAAGCCUUUGAGAUGCUGGCCAGCCGGGCUCUGUCCAGGUAUCGAAGCAUCUUAGAGAAUUACCUCACAGACUCCAUCAAGCUCUCACCGGAAGACCAGUCCAGGAGUAGAUGCUGCUGACCUUCUAGACACCAGCUCUGACGCCCAGACAAAGCCUGCCCCGCGCCCAGGCAUCCUCCCCACCACCCCGCACCACCCCCCGCCCCGCCUCCUGCCCAAGCCCAGCCCAGGCAGCCUAAGCUCUGCAGCCAGAGCCCUCGAUCCCCGAUCCCCGAUCCCCUUGCCUCCAUGCUGGGCCCAGGUCAGAGCCCAGCCCCUGCCUCGGGCUGAGUGCAGUGAGGACAGAGCUGGGCCCUCAGGGGUCCCAGUGGAACCCAGAACGUCACAGCCACAUCUUGGGCCUGGAGGAGGCAUAGCUCCCUGGCUGGCUCCGGCCUUCCUGCUACCUGCCCUUCCCAAACACACUCCUGGUCCAGAACGCACAUCUCUGCAGACAGACGGGCCACUGUUUCUGGAGUCCCGUUGUGUCUUCCUGUGGCCUGGCCUUCCUUGCCCCCACCACCAUGUACCCGCAAAGCCACAGCACAGCUUUGGACCAGGGCGUGGCUUGGGCCACCCUGGCUAUCAGCGCUGGAAAGCAAGGGCCAGCCUCAACCCCUGGUGGCCACUGUCAGGCCUGGAACAAAACCCCGCCCCCUGCAGGGUACGAGACUGAGGGAGCCCAGGAAAAGGCACCAACGACUGGCUCAGUCUUCUCUACUGGAUGCUCAAACAACUCCUUUAAGUCUCCCUGAGCCUCAGCUUGCUUAUCUGUCAAAUAGGGGUAACAAGUGUCCUGCUGACAUCAGAGUAUAUGGUUUUGAGGACCAGAAGCUCUGCUUAAAUCUCAGCUGCUCUUGUUGAUAUGUAUGUAUUUAUUUCUUCAACAAGUACCGUUGAAUAUCUGCUAUGGAUAAUGCACCAUGGUCCAGUGACAAAUGAAACAAACAAGGACCCUGCUCUCCUGGACCCAGCAUUCUGAUAAGGGAAGGAAGCAAUAGGCACAGAUUUUAAACAGAUCUGUGCUUGGACAAAGCAGCAAAGGUAAUGAGAUAGAAAGGGACAGAAUCUGGGGUUGGUGCUGUUUUGGACAAAAUGGUCCAGGAGGGCUUCCCUGAGGAAGUGUCAUUUGGCCCAAGGACUAGAGAAUGAGCAGAUAGAUGACUUUCACUAGAGAUCUGGACAAAGAGCAUUCCAUGGAGAGGGAGCAGAAAGAGCCAAGGUCCUGAGGUGAGGACAAAUUUGCUAUGUUCCAGGAACAGUGAAAGGACAUUCAUUCACCUGAGGACUCAAAGAUGCUGUCCCAGAGACAAGCAAAGGGGACCCUGCCCCCUGGAGUGGCUCCUUGAUGCUCUGCUGACUGGCCACCAGAGGGCAGCAGUGCUCCUUCCCUUCCACGCUGAGUGGCCUGUGGCUUCUCCAUGCCACCUGAAGCGGGGCUUUUCUCUCUGUGCUGAUCCUCAAAGCAUGUUCUCAGGCUGGGGGCAUGUUUGGCCCUCUGAGAUCUGCUGGACAGGAGAAUCCCCUUUCCUUACACCUACUAAGAAAUAGGCAAAAGCUGUAAUAUCAAUGAUCCAGGCAAGAAAUCCACGUAAGUGACAAAUACUAGAAUUGAGGGGCCUGAAAACCUCAAUAGGCAGAACCCAGCCUGAAGGGGGUGGACAGGAUGACCACUCAGAGGCUCCCAAGCCAUACCCAUGCCACCCCCACCCCCCCGCCCCUGAAGUCUCCUGUCUACACAGAAGUACCUGGUCCUGAGCUCCGAGCAAAGCCGGGAUGUGAGCCUAGGACUUCUGAUGUCAUCUGACUAUGAAGAUACUCCCAGAGGCAGGGAACCCUGGGGGUGGGGGUGGGGGGUGUCAGCAGGAGAGUCUGGGGAGCCUCGUCUCCCCACCCAGCUGUGGGCGGCGGCAUGGAUCUGGCACCGAGCAGGGGCUGGGAGCACUCCACCGUCUCUGUGCCCUUCCUGGUAGCGGCAUUCUACAGCUCACACAGGCUCUCCCGGCGGACCCUGGAUGGGAUGUGUGUCCUGUGCAUGCCGCACCGAGGGACAUGAGAACUGUUGCAAAAUGCGUGCAACAAACAAUAAAUGUGUCCUUCUGUCUUUUUA
This is a messenger RNA of Hyaena hyaena (striped hyena), 2856 nucleotides long. It is a transcript of the gene RAB7B, whose product is annotated as RAB7B, member RAS oncogene family. The record is from RefSeq and is a predicted model, not a curated record. Gene Ontology annotation, cellular component: lysosome; late endosome; phagocytic vesicle. The coding region runs from base 225 to 827 and encodes 200 amino acids. Gene Ontology annotation, biological process: endosome to lysosome transport; phagosome-lysosome fusion. Gene Ontology annotation, molecular function: GTP binding; GTPase activity. The transcript has 6 exons. NCBI's taxonomy places the organism in Eukaryota, Metazoa, Chordata, Mammalia, Carnivora, Hyaenidae.